AUGAGUCUCGAUACAAGCAAGUUUGUGCAGCGUCACAGCCAUUCGCAUACAAGUGGAAGCACUGACAUUUCCGCUGCGCUCAACAGUGGUGCGUGGUGGGCCCAAUGGAACCCAUACGAAGUUACCAUUUGGAAUGAUACCGUGCCAAACUCAUGGAAAAAGUGUGCUAUGGACCAUGUGUACUUUGGCGAGAAUGAGUACAGCGGUAGCUUGAAGGCCCGUAUUUCUUCCAUUUUUGUGGUUUUCAUUGUGAGCUCGUCGUUCACUCUCCUACCAUUGAUCUUGACCAAAGUGGACGGACUUCACGUUCCUAGAGCAGCUUACCUUUUUGCGCGUUAUUUUGGUACCGGUGUCAUUGUGGCCACUGCUUUCAUUCACUUGAUGGAGCACUCUUAUUCCUCUAUCGGUAGUAACAGUUGUGUGGGUAUGAGCGGCCGCUGGUCAGAAUACACAUGGUGCUCGGGUAUCGUUUUGUUUACUAUCUUUACGAUUUUCUUGGUUGACCUACUGGGUGAUGUUUUCAUUGAAAGACAUUAUGGUGUUUCCCACUCGGCGGAGGAAGAUCACAUUGAAGCCGCCAUCACAGCCAACAACAAGAACAAGGAAGAAGCUGAUGGUGCUAGUGAGCCUUUUUCUAACGAUGUGGAGUCCAGCUUGCAAAAAAACGAAAAGGCGGGUUCUGACAACUACGAAACCGAAAGCAGCGAUGUGGUUUCCGGUGUCAGUGACGAAGUCAUUAUCGAAUCUUUUAGGAGCCAGCUUGGCGCGUUUCUUGUCAUGGAAUUUGGUAUCAUUUUCCAUUCUGUCAUGAUCGGCUUGGAGCUGGGAACUACAGGUAGCGAGUUUUCGGUUCUCUACCCUGUUAUCGUAUUCCACCAGUCGUUUGAGGGACUUGGUCUGGGUGCCAGAUUAAUCUCGAUUUCUUUCCCUAAAAGCAAAAGAUGGCUGCCAUUUUUGCUGUGUAUGUGCUACGGAUGUACCACUCCUAUUGCUAUGGCUAUUGGUCUUGGUGUCCGUAACAAGUACAUGGCGCAUUCUUUCAACAUGAGUAUUAUCUCUGGUGUUUUGGAUGCCAUCUCUGCGGGCAUUCUGAUCUAUACUGGGUUGGUGGAGCUUUUGGCCCGUGACUUCAUUUUCAAUUCAAAGCGUACUAAGGAUCUACGAAAGCUGACCUACAUGGUAGUAUGUACUGGAGCCGGUGCCGGUUUGAUGGCCUUCUUGGGGAAAUGGGCAUAA
Lachancea meyersii CBS 8951 is the source of this 1236-nucleotide messenger RNA. The record is from the annotation of a GenBank genome assembly. NCBI's taxonomy places the organism in Eukaryota, Fungi, Ascomycota, Saccharomycetes, Saccharomycetales, Saccharomycetaceae.